Engraulis encrasicolus (European anchovy) is the source of this 3805-nucleotide messenger RNA. It is a transcript of the gene rspry1, whose product is annotated as ring finger and SPRY domain containing 1. The record is from RefSeq and is a predicted model, not a curated record. The transcript has 15 exons. Gene Ontology annotation, molecular function: protein binding; ubiquitin-protein transferase activity. The coding region runs from base 657 to 2408 and encodes 583 amino acids. NCBI's taxonomy places the organism in Eukaryota, Metazoa, Chordata, Actinopteri, Clupeiformes, Engraulidae. Gene Ontology annotation, cellular component: cytoplasm.
UCACAUACAGGCACGGUUUCGCCUGGGUUCCAGUGAAAUGUGUAACGUAGUAGAUACAGUAGAUUCUACACAGCUUCCUUUGUGCCUGCAUCACAUCGGACUCAUCACAAAGUGGAUUUCCGAGAAAGAGCAAGUGUCAGUCAAUGUUCUCGUGUCCAAACUGUAAUUCGUCUUAGUGUCUAGGCGUAUUGUUGUUAUUGUGUUUAUAUAUAAGCUUGGUUGCAAUUAACGUUGGUUAAUUUCGGGGUUAGCCACUUCCCUGUCACUUGCAUGAAUCGGGAAGGCCCACUUAGCUCGGCUCAUCACCGCUCUUGCGUAGCGCAACACCGGAAACUUCUCUUCAUUCACUGGAUAAGCAUAGGGUGUGUGCUGAAUCCCAGCAACGUAGUGGCGUUGUAUUUUCAAGACCGACAAGCAAAAGAGAACGGGAGUGGCUGGUUGGAGUCCCGUGUAGUAUUGGAGCCUUAAAAGGUCUGUUUGGUUGGAGCACCAGGAGGAGUUUGUCCUGCCCAGCGGGGACUCUAUGGAGAAUGUUUGCUAACUUCACUGACGCUGUGGCUCUCUUCCACUCGUCCGACCACCGCUCCCAGUAGCCACCAUGCCUGGCAGCCCGGACGGGAUCGAGCACAGAUGCCUCCGCAGGUCCUCCAAAUGAUAUGAUAGUAGCCACCUGGAUUGCAUUCUGUGCCAGCAGGAGCCUCGCGCGGGUUCUGCGACUCACCGUAGAGCAGCAGCUGCCCACGCGACCGUUUUGGCAGACCCUCGGGGCUACCGGAACCAUGGGGAACAGCUGUGUUUGCCGAGACGACAGUGACGUGGAGGAUGGAGGAUCGGCGUCUCGGCGGCAGUCCUCCAGGCGCGGUGAUCACGCGGCCGUGGAGUCUACCGAGGCCCGGAGUAGCCGGCCACGGGACCCAGUCAGGCCGCCCAGACGUGGCCGAGGACCGCACGAACCUCGGCGGAAAAAACAAAACGUUGACGGCCUGGUACUUGACACAUUGGCUGUUAUUAGGACUCUGGUUGACAAUGACCAAGAGCCUCCUUACUCCAUGAUCACACUACAUGAGAUGGCGGAAACAGAUGACGGCUGGUUGGAGGUGGUGCAGUCCCUGAUCCGGGUCAUCCCCCUGGAUGAUCCUCUGGGCCCGGCCGUGAUCACGCUGCUGCUGGACGAGUGCCCUCUGCCCACCAAAGAUGCUUUGCAGAAGUUGUCGGAGAUGCUGAACUUGAGUUCAGUGGUGGCUCGUCAGGACGCCCUGAUUCCCGCCAAACAUCGCAACACCACAGCUGUACUGGGCUGCCUCGCAGAGAAACUCGCCGGUCCAGCCAGCAUUGGCCUCCUCAGCCCAGGCACUCUGGAGUACCUCCUGGAGAGCUUGAGUUCUGAAGCACAUCCCACCGUGAUGCUCUUUGCUCUUAUCGCAUUAGAAAAGUUCUCACAGACAAGUGAGAACAAGCUGACUGUGUCCGAGUCGUGCAUCAGUGACCGGCUGGCGGUGCUGGAGAUGUGGGCGGAUCACCUGGACUACCUAAAGCGGCAGGUCGGCUUCUGCUCACAGUGGAGCCUGGACAACCUGUUCCUGAAAGACGGUCGUCAGUUUACAUACGAGAAGGUCAACCUGAGCAACAUCAACGCCAUGCUGAACAGCAACGACGUCAGCGAGUACCUGAAGAUCUCCCCUAGUGGCCUGGAGGCGCGCUGUGAUGCCUCUUCCUUUGAGAGUGUGCGCUGCACGUUCUGCGUGGACUCUGGCCUCUGGUACUACGAGGUGACGGUCAUCACGUCUGGCGUCAUGCAGAUCGGCUGGGCCACCAAGGACAGCAAGUUCCUCAACCACGAGGGCUAUGGGAUUGGGGAUGAUGAGUACUCUUGUGCAUACGACGGCUGCAGGCAGCUGAUCUGGUACAACGCUCGCAGUAAACCUCACACGCACCCCUGCUGGAAAGAAGGUGAUGCCAUUGGCUUCCUAUUAGACCUGAAUAAGAAGCAGAUGAUCUUCUAUCUCAACGGGCAUCAGCUCCCCCCUGAGAAGCAAGUCUUCUCCUCAGCCACGUCGGGCUUCUUUGCUGCGGCGAGCUUUAUGUCCUAUCAGCAGUGUGAGUUCAACUUUGGGGCCAAGCCCUUCCGCUACCCCCCCUCCGUCAAGUUCAGCACUUUCAACGAUUUCGCCUCGUUGGCCACCGACGAGAAAAUCAUCUUGCCAAGACACAGACGGCUAGCGCUGCUGAAGCAGGUGAGCAUCCGUGACAACUGCUGCACGCUGUGCUGCGACCAGAUGGCCGACACCGAGCUCAGACCCUGCACACACAGUGGGAUCUGCAUGGAGUGUGCCUUACAGCUGGAGACGUGCCCGCUGUGUCGGCAGGACAUCCAGACGCGCGUCAGACUCAUCUCCCACGUGUCCUGACACCACCCUUCCUCCCCCACCCCUCCUCCUCCUCCUCCUCAUCCUCAUCCUCCGCUCCUCUCCUCUGCUCCUCCACUCUCUCCUCUCUCCCCCUUGCCGCACCCCCUCUCAGCCACGUGACAACGACGAUGGCAACAACGACGCGCCCAUGCAGUCUCGCUGAGAGGUGACGCACAGGGGUGAUGUGAUGCGCCCCGCGCGGGACGUUCCCCGUCUGACGCCCCGCCAAUGCAGCCAGCGUCCUCCGCUUCCCUUCCUCUCCUCUCCUCCACUCCGCUCCCAACAACUCUCAGUCCUGACGGCGCCCAAUCACUUGUCUGCCUAACACAAUCAUGACCGCGGGGGUAGUGGACCGGACCCACAAGGCGCUCUCGUCUCACACCACAAACAAGAGGGAGGGAGAGGGGAGGGGAAAUGCAGAGGAGGUGGUUGAGGAGGGCAAGUUAUACAGAAACAAGGUGGAGGUGUUGACUUUUUUUCCCCCUGGCCUCUCACAACACUUGGAGCACUGCACAGAGCUUCAAGUUUGCUGUUUGUCUGUCUGCCUGUGUGUGUCUGUCUAUGUAUGUAUGUACGUAUGUAUGUGUGUGUAUUAUGUAUGUAUGUAUGUAUGUAUGUAUGUGUAUGUAUGUGCCAUUGUCUGACACAGACGAAGAAAGGAGUUGGGUGAAUUCCUGUUCUGUGUGAAGACGGGACAAAGAGAAGCCUUUCUAGAAUCAUGCCAUAAGACGUCGUGCAAUUCAUGCACAGCAACUCGAUAAGGACUACAGGCCUUCUGAUCCUCGCUCUCUACCACCCUCCAGUGGUGGAGAUUAUAUCCUCUCAAGACACACACUCACACUCACACACACACUGCUCAAUAUGUCCUCUGUAUCUACGUCAUGAUGUGUUCACUGUAUCUAUGAUGAUCUCAUUUCAGUUUCCAACUCAAGGCACAAUAGCAAAAAAAAAAAGAAAGAAACAGAGGAGAAGGAAAGAGCUUUCUUACCUGCGUUGUUUGAUUCAUGGUAAUUUUGAUGCCUGACUCCACAGAGAGAGCAAAGUGCCGACGGAUCCCGGCUUUAUUUUGUUGUCGUUGUUUUUUGUUUUGUUUUUUCAACCUGUUUCUCCUUACUCUUCUGUACUUGAAAAAUGUUUUGGAUAGAUUUUACAUGUCCUGAGAAGAUGUGUUUUAAAAAAGAGAGAGAGAAUUAUGAAGUGGAAACUGUGAGUAGGAUGGUAUAUAUUUGUGCAAAACAUAAAUGCAAAAAAAAUGUAAAUGCAUUUAGUUGUGAGUGAGAAUAAUGAUAUGCCUUAUCAAAAAGGUAUUAAGUGAAUAAUCAGAUUUGUAGACGUUUAGGAAGUUGGACAAUUAGGAGGCCCAGCACUAAAGUUAUCCAUGAGUUUUACAAACCUCA